Physella acuta is the source of this 1248-nucleotide messenger RNA. RefSeq lists its product as uncharacterized. Lineage: Eukaryota; Metazoa; Mollusca; Gastropoda; Physidae. The record is from RefSeq and is a predicted model, not a curated record. Gene Ontology annotation, molecular function: metallopeptidase activity.
UAGAUCUGUCUCGGUGUCUGACAACUUUGUAGGUGUGUCCAGAAUUUGUUUGGACAUUUCUCACACGACACACGUCUUAUAUUAUGUUGGCUUGGAGUGUUGCUUUUAUUUUUAUCACCGUCUGCUCUGACUUCACAAGAACUAAUGGUCAGGAGUUGAGAGAGGCAGACUACUAUUCCACCCAAGUUCUAGAUGGGCAGCCGACAGUUCCGUUCGGCGACAGGCCGGGCGCCGCCACUAGCACCAACACCUGCCAACAUGUCAGGGCGGUGCCGGUCGAACUUCGAAGUCCGAACGCAAUAAAGCCGUCUGGAAUUGGACAGUUCUACCAAAAAUACACCGAGGCUUAUGGGAUUCCUGUUCUGUCGAGCGCCCAUGUUCCCGACGACGCCCUGAGACGAGCCUGCUACACCCUCCGGUUCCUCCUGGCUGACCACUCGGAGGUCCGCAGCGCCUUCUACCGUCUCUCUGGGCGGGUGGCCGUGUUGGGCAAGGACGAGGGCACCACUUACAUCCCCGAGCACAGCCACCUCGCACCCUGGUGGAACUUCAGGGCCCGCGGGCUGGGGGCCACGCCCAGAGCCCCGGUGUCGUCUGGGGGAGAGGAGAACCUCCUGUGCUACAGAUACGACUGGUACAGGGAGCAGGACAUUUUUCUUCAUGAAGCUUCGCAUGGUGUACAUCUGUUAGGUGCAGCUGUGGGUAUCCCAGGAUGGGACCAGCGACUCCGCGCCCUCUUCAACCAAUCAAAAGCUCGUGGCCUCUGGGCUAACACGUACAGCAUGACGUCACCGGAAGAGUACUUUGCUGAAGGCACCCAGAGCUACUUUAACGUCAACUCGUAUGUGCCCCGCCCCGACGGGGUGAGGGGGCCCGUGGACACGAGGGACAAGCUGCGAGCCUACGACCCGGGACUGUACAGCCUGAUACGCGAGGUCUUCCCCUGCGACAAUGUCUACCUCAGGCGAUGUUACAGUAAUAGAACCAUUGAGGACAGACAACACAUGCAGAUGGAUUGUGACCUGGGGAGUGGUGGCGCCUCAUGCUCUGACCAGCACGUGCACUGCGCCGAGUGGGCGGCCAUUGGUCAGUGUAGCCAGUACUCCGCCUACAUGACACGUCACUGCCGGGAGAGCUGUGAGCUGUGCUGACCCCAGUUGACCUGACCAAUGUUGUACCUACAACUUAUGUGUAGUACCUACAACUUAUCCCACACUGUUAUAGUUGUUGUAACAAUUCUGCUGACAC